AUGACUACUUCUCCAACUCUCGCAACCAAAACUAUGCCCAAAGAAGAUCGUUUACCAUCUAAAAAUAUCAUUAGUGACUACGAAACUAGUCAGAUACUUAGCACAAACUUUGGUGCUAUGGUGACGAGUUACUCCAUGAACAACACGGACCAACCUGGCAAAGGUCUAGUACACUACAUCAUGAACCCUCGUGAACUUCGAGAAGAUCAUCCAGUUUGGCAUUAUUUCUAUCUUUGUACGCUAAUAUUCGUGGCAUUUGUUUCGCUAUUUAUUGGUCCUGUGAUUUUUGGUAUGCUGGCAGCCAUUGGUGGCAUUGGUACCCCUUUGGCAUUGAGUUUUUUCGGUAGUGCAGUGGGAUUGAUUUUAGGAGUUGUUUUUGGAGUCGUAUUUUCAGUUGUAUGCAUUGUUGCGCUUGUCAGGAUACUUGGAUUGAGUGCUGAAUGGGUUUUGGAUACACUUUGGUAUGGAGGAAAUGAUUUGUUGGAAAUUAGCAGGCAACAAGUUCUUGCGUUGCUUAACAUUCCCGACAACAGCCGCCAUAAUAAUAAUCGUCAUCACCAGCAUCAGCAUUAA
Messenger RNA from Dentiscutata erythropus, 573 nucleotides. The record is from the annotation of a GenBank genome assembly. Lineage: Eukaryota; Fungi; Glomeromycota; Glomeromycetes; Diversisporales; Gigasporaceae.